This is a messenger RNA of Aphanomyces invadans, 3000 nucleotides long. RefSeq lists its product as hypothetical. The record is from RefSeq and is a predicted model, not a curated record. The coding region runs from base 51 to 2930 and encodes 959 amino acids. The transcript has a single exon. Lineage: Eukaryota; Oomycota; Saprolegniomycetes; Saprolegniales; Verrucalvaceae.
GACCUUUCGCGCACGUCAGAUUCGCACGGUUUGGUCAUUCGAGCACAGCUAUGCUGCAUACGCGUGCAUCUAAGGUGCGUCUGUGGAUUCUCGCGACCGCGACCUCCGGGCUCGCGUUAGCGGCCUAUCGGCCCAUCGACGUCGUGGGUGUGACCGACCCAGUGUUGCUCGCACGCAUCGAAGGGUACAUGCCGCCGAUCUGUUCAUCGCUGUAUGGGGAUAGCGAACACUGGACAGACUGGAGUAUUUGCUCUGCGAAGUGCGGCGCUGGCCAGCAAGUGCGGUACCUUACGAACGCAGGAAUUGAGAACCUGCAAUCGAACGGGUGUGAGAUCUCCAUCGACAAGCGCAACUGCACGGGCACGAUGUGUCCUCGCGAUUGCCAGUACAGCGACUGGCUCGAAAACAACGGAACGAACGGUGGAUGGGGUGUAUGCGACAAGGCCACGGGCUCCCAAGCCCGAAAACGAGUUGAAAUCAUGUCGGCCGCGAACGGAGGCAAGUCGUGCCCUGAGCUGUGGGGGGCACCUACUCAAACCAAGAAUUGCCCGAUCGACUGCGAGGGCAAUUAUGGGCCUUGGGAGACCAAGUGCAAUGGCAAGAACGGCACCGUUACCCGUCCAUUCAUUGUGACCGUGGCGCCACUCAAUGGAGGCGCGGAUUGCCCAGCCCUGUUCGACACGAUGGAUUGCAAUCCUGCCUGCACAGAAAUUCCGUGGGGACAAUACAGCGAGUGCAGCCCCAUCACUGGCAACCGCACCCGGACGCGCGACGUGCCCGUUGACGCCAACUGGCUCAAGAUCACUACGAUUCUCAAAGAGAAUAAAUGCCCCACGAUUGAUGUCCAGCCGUGCAACGUGCACUGCCAACUUGGUAAAUGGACAGAUGAAAAGGUAGCCACGUGCAAUUCGAGUACUGGAUUGAAAACCCUCACGCGGCGCAUCGUCCAACCGGCUCGGUUCUGUGGCACGCCAUGCAACUCAACUGAGCAUGAUACGCUCUUGACCAAGACAGUACCGUGCAACGUCCCGUGCAUCUUGGACUCGUGGGGGCCAUGGACAUGCGACAAGUCGACUGGUCUCGCCACGCGGAUUCGUGCCGUGCUGCAAGCGCCUCUCAACAACGGCACCACUUGUGGAAUCACCAGCCAAACCCAAGAUUGCCGCUCCGUGACGUGCCCUAACUGCGCCAAGACGUGCGAACCCACCGACUGGGUGUCCGAUAACGUGUGCAACGUGACGACGUGUAUGUCCAAGAAAACUCGGACAAGAAAAUACCCUGUCCGGGAUGCCGACAAGCCGUGCAGCUUGGAAGCGUUCGAGCCAUGCACGGCAGAUGCAAUCAUGGGGCCUUGGUCCGCGUGGAGUGAAUGCGACGAACAUGCCAGACGCACGCGGUCCCGCGGGAUUGUGUCCCCAGCUUGCAACUGGGGCGGCGUGGCAAGCCACACCACGGAGACGCAGUCGUGCCAAUCCAUCUGCCUUCCCCGCCACAACCCAUGGCCAGUCGACAAGGACGGUCAAGAAGUGUGGGGACCAUGCAACCAAGCGACGGGGAUGCAAACUCGCCGCCGUGUCAUCGUCAAACCCCCAACCGCCGAUCAAGAGCCAUGUCGGACGUCCGAGUCUCGAACCUGUGCUGUCAACUGUGUUUUGGAUGCAUGGAGCCCUUGGUCCAAGUGCGAAGCCAACAGUGGGCUGCGCAAUCGCACGCGGCGCAUCCUGCAGCCCAUGCUCAACGGUGGAAGUCAAUGUGGGCCUACUCAAGAAACGGAGAAGUGCCCCAUGGCAUGUUUGACCGGAGAGUGGAGCCCUUGGUCCCCGCCAGACGACAAGUGUGUGUGCCACAGCACCCGCGACCAGCUCACUCCAGCGAUCAACGGUGGGCCAUGCAUUCUCAAACAGUUCGAUCCAUCUUGUGUUCAGAACUGUGAGGUCGGGAGCUGGAAUGCUACAGGGAAAUGCCACGUGGCUGGACCUCGCGCUGGGUAUCGGCGGCUGACUCGAUCGGUGCUUGCACGUCCGUGUAACGGUGGUGCUUCCUGCGGCGCGACCGAGUCGUGGGAGCCGUGCGAUGUCCACUGCGCCAUGGGAAAUUGGAGCUCCUUUGGACAGUGCGACCUCGAGACGCAAACGCAAACGGCAGAGCGCACGAUUCUCCAUACAAACUUCGGCAACGGCAAGUCUUGUGGCGCUACAGUCAAGACCCGGCCGUGUGGCGCUUGCGCCGACCUCCUGACGCCGUACCAGUACGGGGUUUGCAACCCCGCGGUGGGGACACGAACUGGCAUUGCGUCGUGGAAAUACCCACCCAAACAAGGACAACAGUGCGCGCUUCGCGUCAAGCAGCGAUGCGCGGUAGACUGCAAGCUGUCUGCUUGGAAGGCUGGUCCAUGCAACGUGCGAGGGCCGCUUGCGGGCAAGAAGUCGUUCACACGAAACGUUUUGGUACAGCCGCUCAAUGGUGGAAAACAGUGUGAAGCAUUGGAAAAAGUAGAGAAGUGCCGAGUUGAUUGCAAACCAACCAACAAGUGGGGGCCAUGGGGCCAAUGCCUGCCGAACGGCCUGAUGAAUCGCACGUUACUGAUUGACUACCCCGCUCAGCAUGGCGGUAGCAACGAUGCUUGCACCGUGAUGGAAUCCAAAGCAUGUGCUGUGGAUUGCAUCAUUGAUACGAGUACUGGUGAAGUCACGCGUGGGUCGCUGAACGGCGGUUUGACGUGUCAAGAGGUUGCCGCGGCGGCAGGGCUCGACGGGGACUACUCGGACGUGAGCGGUUCGUCCCAUUUUUCAGUGUUGGCCAGUCAGCACAAGGAAGUUGUGAUGUCCAUGGUCGCUGCUGGGGGUGUCGGGUUGAUGUUUAUGGUGGGGGCACUCCAGCGUCGAUACCAAGCUCAUCGCCAAAGCUACAGCUCCAUGGCGCAAGCGUGAGCAUAACUCAGGCUGUUGCCGAAGUCUAGUGUUUUGCAUGUGUGCGAUAAUCAAGGGUGUUUGUAUAUCG